Rhipicephalus microplus (southern cattle tick) is the source of this 2276-nucleotide messenger RNA. RefSeq names its product putative serine carboxypeptidase CPVL. Gene Ontology annotation, molecular function: serine-type carboxypeptidase activity. NCBI's taxonomy places the organism in Eukaryota, Metazoa, Arthropoda, Arachnida, Ixodida, Ixodidae. The record is from RefSeq and is a predicted model, not a curated record. Gene Ontology annotation, biological process: proteolysis.
AUUCUCUCGGAGUAAAAUGAAACGAGCCUGCAAGAGCCGGCCGAACAAAAGCAUUGACGUUGUAAUUUGCAAUGUACAAUAUUAGCAAAACAGCUGACAAGUUUUCGCGAUAUAAAAAAAAGCCCUCGACACUGAGUCCUUAGAGCGAGUCCCGCAUCGAGGAACACACCGCGAAAAAUGAAGCCCUACAUGACCUGGACGUUGCUUCUCGUAGUGCAUCAACUAGGCCUCGUUUGCAGUUCUACAGAUUCGGAGCCACUAUUUCUGACGCCGUUAAUUGAGCAGAACAAUUACCAAGAAGCAAGGGCCACAAGCAGAGUGGAGCUCUUCGCGAAAGAGGCAGACGCUACGGCUCAUUCGGGCUUCAUCACUGUGAACAAGACAACCGGAAGUAACCUCUUCUUUCUCUACAUACAGGCGAAGAAAAACCCAGACGCCUACCCACUUCUACUGUGGCUCCAAGGUGGCCCCGGAUUGUCGUCCCUGUUCGGCGAGUUCCUCGAGAUAGGGCCCUUGGGAAUCGAUGGCAAAGGGCGUCUCUUCAAGAGGCAAGGCUCCCUCCAGAGACACGUGAACGCCGUGUAUCUCGACCAGCCGGUGGGAGCCGGUUACAGCUUCACCAAGGGUCUUCUCGGAUACGCCAAAGACCUCAACGACGUGUCCAGCGGCGUGCUCGAGUUCCUGGACCAGUUCAUCACCAUGUUCCCGGAGUACAGAAACCGGACGUUCUACGUCGGGGGCGAGUCUUAUGGAGCUAGGUUCACCGUCGCCGUUUCCCACGCCAUUCUCAAGGGGAAGGAACCACGCGUCCCGCUCCGACUUAGAGGAGUCAUCCUCGGCGCCGGCUUCUUGGGGCGCCUCAUGAAGGUGGCCGACUCGUCCGAGUUCCUCUACGAGAUGUCCCUGGUGACCAAAGAGGGCCGCAAGAGUCUCGCCGACAUCUUCGCCGACAUGAGGCGAAAGGUGAGAACGCUGAUCGGCAAGCUGGCCGCGCUACUGCGACUCAAGAAGACCAUCUUCACGUCGGAGAAGACGCCCACCAUGUUCCAGAAGCUCACGGGCUUCAACAACCAGGCCAGCGCGCUGUACUCCGAGAAGCCCCUCAACAUGGUCCGGUACGAGAAGUACGUGCAGAGCGACGCGUUCAAGCGAGCCGUGCACGUCGGUCGAGACGCCCAGUUUAUGGAAGCCGAGGGCAAGGUGUCGAUGAGCCUGAAGAACGACUACCUGACCGACAUCAGGUUCACCGUCGCCGUUUCCCACGCCAUUCUCAAGGGGAAGGAACCACGCGUCCCGCUCCGACUUAGAGGAGUCAUCCUCGGCGCCGGCUUCUUGGGGCGCCUCAUGAAGGUGGCCGACUCGUCCGAGUUCCUCUACGAGAUGUCCCUGGUGACCAAAGAGGGCCGCAAGAGUCUAGCCGAGAUCUUCGCCGACAUGAGGCGAAAGGUGAGAACGCUGAUCGGCAAGCUGGCCGCGCUACUGCGACUCAAGAAGACCAUCUUCACGUCGGAGAAGACGCCCACCAUGUUCCAGAAGCUCACGGGCUUCAACAACCAGGCCAGCGCGCUGUACUCCGAGAAGCCCCUCAACAUGGUCCGGUACGAGAAGUACGUGCAGAGCGACGCGUUCAAGCGAGCCGUGCACGUCGGUCGAGACGCCCAGUUUAUGGAAGCCGAGGGCAAGGUGUCGAUGAGCCUGAAGAACGACUACCUGACCGACAUCAGCCACGAAAUAGAGGACCUGCUCAAAUCAUGCAAGGUGCUCUUCUACACGGGUCAAAUGGACACGCUCUUCCCGUCGCAGAACCUCCAGGAGUACUUCCGGUCCCUAAAGUGGCCCGGCGCCACGGAGUUUCGCAAGGCGGAGCCGCAGCACUGGAAGGCGUAUCCCUCCUAUCGUUCCGUAUCCGGUCUCGUCAUCCGAGUGCGAAACAUGACCGACGUGGUGCUCUUCCGGGCGGGACACUACACGGCCGUUGACGAACCGGACGCGGCCAACAAGAUGAUCUUGAACUUCAUCGAGGGCGACGCGAACGCAUGGGAGACUCCCGAUGACGCGAAGACCCACGAAAAACGUGGGUCAACCGAAAGGGGUUAGCCAUCUCAUGCUACUUCGUGAAGCGUUUAUGAGACGUCCACCUCGGUACUUCAAAGGGCCCCCAAACCACACCCUGCUGUUUUUUACGUUUUAAUUGAACAUUCGACCACUCCCCCGCAGAUCACUGGAUCGAAUAUAGGACACGGCUACUGAAUUUCAAUAAAGGCGAAAUGCUAAAG